Diprion similis is the source of this 1126-nucleotide messenger RNA. RefSeq names its product glyoxylate reductase/hydroxypyruvate reductase. NCBI's taxonomy places the organism in Eukaryota, Metazoa, Arthropoda, Insecta, Hymenoptera, Diprionidae. The record is from RefSeq and is a predicted model, not a curated record. The transcript has 6 exons. Gene Ontology annotation, molecular function: hydroxypyruvate reductase (NADH) activity; hydroxypyruvate reductase [NAD(P)H] activity; glyoxylate reductase (NADPH) activity. Gene Ontology annotation, cellular component: cytosol. The coding region runs from base 12 to 1043 and encodes 343 amino acids.
GUAUAAAGCACAUGUCCAUACUACAAGCGAAGAUGAUUCGGCGACGUGUUCUCGUGACAAGUACGGAUAUGAUGCAGCCAGGGAUCGAACUGCUGAAAAAAACAUGCGAAGUCUUGCUUUGUCCCGUGCCAGAGCUCACUAAGGAGGAAAUUUCGGCCGGUUAUCCUGGGCCUAUGCAGAGUAGAGAAGAUGUUCUCGGACAUCUGAAGAACUCUUAUCCGAUCGAUGGGAUCGUUUGGUCCAACAAAGUCCGGUGCGAUUCGGAAAUACUCGAUUUAGCUGGUCCGAGUCUCAAAGCGAUCGUCACAAUGUCUUCGGGGUUUGAUCACAUGGACGUAGAUGAGAUCAAACGUCGCGGAAUUCAGGUUGGGCAUUCGCCCUUUGCUCUCGACGCGGCCGUCGCGGAAGUUGGAGUGAUGCUCGCCCUCAGUGCUAGUCGACGAGCCCACGAAGGACGCCUCAUGAUCGAACGAGGUCAGUGGGAAAGCAGACCGCAGUGGCUAUUGGGACAUGGAUUUGAAGGUGCGACAGUUGGUAUCGUAGGACUGGGUGGUAUAGGUCGAGGAAUUUUGAAGCGGCUGUCCAACUUCGAGGUCAAGCGUUUCCUCUACGCUGGACGAUCUCGAAAACCAGCUGACGAUGAACUCGGCGCCGAAUUUGUGCAUCUGGAUAAUCUACUACGUCGAAGCGAUUUCGUGUUUGUGGCUUGUGCCCUGACCAACGAGACUCGCCAAUUGUUCGACGCUGAAGCGUUUGCAAAAAUGAAGAGAACGGCGGUUCUGGUGAACGUCGCCCGCGGACCAAUCGUUGAUCAUCCAGAACUGAUACGGGCUCUUCGCCAUGGGACCAUAUUUGCAGCUGGCUUGGAUGUUACUGAUCCUGAACCACUUCCAGCUAAUAGUGAACUUCUUCAACUCCCAAAUGCUGUCAUCACUCCGCACAUGGGUAGCUGCACUGUUAAGGCGAGAGCAGAUCUAUCUAUAUUAGCAGCGCAAAGUGUGCUGCUCGCACUUUCGGGUGAAUCGAUGCCGUAUCCUCUCUGAAACGAGCUACUUAGAUUUCGCACGUAAAUUAUUGCUAAUCAGAGUUAUUGUCGAAUGAAACCGUUUUCCUUUAUCUCAUAAAU